This is a messenger RNA of Pelobates cultripes (western spadefoot toad), 201 nucleotides long. NCBI's taxonomy places the organism in Eukaryota, Metazoa, Chordata, Amphibia, Anura, Pelobatidae. The record is from the annotation of a GenBank genome assembly.
CUCUACACAUCACUCAAAACUACCAACACACAGCCACUCACAUCACACAUUAGCCAGCCAAACACACAACACUCACAGUUACCCAUAUCAUUCACAACCAACCACACACAACCAUAUCACACAUAUGACACAGUGAAAAGCACUUCUGGCUACUCAACACAAACACACUGUAAACCCCACAGCUUUCACACAAAUAAAUAA